AUGGUAGCAGACAUGUGUUUCCUCUACAAGGAUACUCUUGUUAUAAAGCCUCCAAAGAAAUCACCAAUGUUAUUAAGGGUGGCAGUCUUAAUCUUUACAAUGUUAUGCGGCAUUUUUAUCUUCUCUGCAUGUCUAAAGCAGAUAAGCACUCAAGCAAGGAUUAAAUUUACGGAAUUGAAAGUCAUUGACAACCCUUCUCAAAGUAGAGUGAAGCUAACGAAUAUUCCUGACCCACUACAUUAUCCCAAACCUGUAUCCUUUAGCAGGAACGAGUGUGCUCAUAAUCCUGUACUAUUCUUUGCAAUAUUGUCAAAUCAGAGAUCAGGCAGUGGGUGGUUUGAGACCCUUUUAAAUAGCCACAUUAAUGUAAGCUCAAAUGGGGAGAUAUUUUCUGUUAGAGAGAGAAGGCAAAAUGCUUCUUCAAUUUUACAGACUUUAGAUAAAGUUUACAAUUUGGACUGGCUCAAUAGUGCUUCCAAGAAUGAAUGCUCAGCUGCAACUGGCUUAAAGUGGAUGCUUAAUCAGGGAUUAAUGGAGCACCGUGACGAAAUAGCAGAAUACUUCAACCGUAGAAGUGUUUCUGUUAUAUUUCUUUUCCGGAGAAACUUACUGCGCAGGAUGGUAUCCAUGCUAGCCAAUUCCUAUGAUCGUUACGCUAAGCUAUUGAAUGGAACGCACAAGUCUCAUGUUCACUCUGCAGAAGAGGCUGAUAUUCUUUCAAAGUACAAGCCCGUCAUAAAUUCUACAUCGUUGCUGAAUGACUUGAAGGAUAUGGAGAUGAGAGCCGCAAAGGCUUUAGAAUACUUCAACAGCACUCGGCAUAUGAUCCUGUACUAUGAGGAUCUUAUGAGUAAUCACACUAAGCUAAAAGAUGUGCAAGAGUUUUUAGGAUUGCCACCGAUGGAAUUAACAAGCCAUCAGGUUAAGAUACAUAGAGGACCAUUGUCAGACCACAUUCAGAACUGGGAUGAAGUUAACAAGACAUUGAAAGGAACCGUUUAUGAGAGUUUCCUUGAAGCUGACUAUUAGUCCUAGUCUCUUCUAACUGUAGGAAAAGGUGUAAAUACUAACUUCACGGAUCUUU
This is a messenger RNA of Gastrolobium bilobum, 1084 nucleotides long. RefSeq lists its product as uncharacterized. NCBI's taxonomy places the organism in Eukaryota, Viridiplantae, Streptophyta, Magnoliopsida, Fabales, Fabaceae. The coding region runs from base 1 to 1029 and encodes 342 amino acids. The record is from RefSeq and is a predicted model, not a curated record. Gene Ontology annotation, molecular function: sulfotransferase activity. The transcript is spliced from 6 exons.